Gymnodraco acuticeps is the source of this 7380-nucleotide messenger RNA. RefSeq names its product Rho guanine nucleotide exchange factor (GEF) 12a (gene arhgef12a). Gene Ontology annotation, molecular function: guanyl-nucleotide exchange factor activity; G protein-coupled receptor binding. The coding region runs from base 1367 to 5680 and encodes 1437 amino acids. Gene Ontology annotation, biological process: G protein-coupled receptor signaling pathway; intracellular signal transduction. Lineage: Eukaryota; Metazoa; Chordata; Actinopteri; Perciformes; Bathydraconidae. Gene Ontology annotation, cellular component: cytoplasm. The transcript is spliced from 41 exons. The record is from RefSeq and is a predicted model, not a curated record.
AGUGAAGCACUACUGGACUCCAACAGCUAGCUGGCUAGGGCGUUGCUAGCGGCAGAAAGUGGGAUUUUUGGUACCUUUGCAAAAGUUAUUAUCUUUUACAAAUAACCCCUUGCGUUGGAAAAAGCAGCGUUUGAUGUUCGCUGAAAGUUUUAACCGCCUCGGUGGGUUUUUGUCGUUGUUUACGAAGGACUGGUGUGACUUUAUGUCCCGUUAGCUGGCCACAUAGCUAGCCUUCUUCCAUCCACGGGAAUUCUGCCGAGAAACGACUGAAUUCUGGAAACAUGGAGUCAAGGACCGCUGCGAUGUGCUAACCGACUUCACUGGACUUUCUUUGCUCAAGGAGACUUUUUGAAGGACACAAUACAGAGACAUUUCGCAACCAGUAAAUAUUCAUGCCGUGCUGUUUAUAUAUAGUUUUCGGUCGUUAGCCGGCUCAUUGUUGUGAACGGGAGUUUGCUUAGUUUGCACUCGAAACAAGAGCGUACGAGGCAAAGUUUUUUUUGCUGAAAGAGCUCAUCUGUUUUGUUAGCUGGUAGCUGGCGAGAUUCAACGCCAGCCAGCUUUCAGUGAGAAACAGUUUUCUUAAAAAGCCAUCCUGUUUUUUGUUCUAUAUACCACCCUACACAUUUUAUUUUUGAAUCUAACGUUUAACACCGAUGUAACAUUAGCUGCAGUUGUUGCUAAUUUGUAACACGGGUCGUUUAAACUCGGUAUUGAGCGAUUCUCAUGGUCACGGGAGAGUCUUCCCAACAGCCACAGACAGGCAUUUCUUGGAGCAGGGAAUACCAAAUGGGACUGGAGGGAUUUCCAUCAUCUUCAAAGAUAAUUUAGGAACCAAUCUUCAGCCGAGCUGGGGUGGUGGCAGACUGACUACACCGCAGGGCCAAGGGGUCUGAUAUAUUGGAAUACAUAUCGUUUACACAUUUCGUAUCGACGGAACACUGGGAUGUGAAUGCACAUAAUUCAUACAAGGAGUUUAUACAUGCAGCACAACUUGUGCCAACUGACGCAGUAUAUUCAUUCUUGUGGCCAAAAUAUUGUUUUUAGCCGAGGAAGGAUACCAUCCGACUGCACAGCAAAUACGACAGAGGCCCCGAUUAAUGUUUUAAGGUCUGCACUGUAAUUCCUCGCUAUUCAGUUUUUUGACAAAUAACGUUUAGGUAGUAUUUGUGUUUUCUCAAGUGCUUGGACGUGCCUUGCAAACAGCCAACAGUGUCCUACAAGUCAUCUAUUAUCAACACCAUUCUGAAAACCCUUGCCUACUUCACACGAAUGCAAGAGAAGGACGCUCCAGGAAAUCGCCUCAUCACACUCUGGAAAAUGUUAAUCGGAUAUAAUUUGCUGCAAAUCUAGAACCGGAAGCCCAAUGAGUGACACACAGUCCAGCUUCACUGACAGGUUUCCCAAGAAAGCAAACAGAUCCAGCAGCAUUCUCAGUAAAGACCACCCCCCGGACAAGAAACCCAAAAGUGACAAAACCUCACUUCCCUCCAAUGAGUUUGACCCUACAGAAGCUCUGGUGGUGCAGAAGAGUGGCAGCAGCAGUGUGCUAGCAGAGGGGAAGCCUGAGUCCUGUGGUCUGGUCCAGCGAUGUGUAAUCAUCCAGAAAGAUGAAAAUGGCUUUGGGCUCACUGUCAGCGGUGACAACCCAGUGUUUGUGCAGCUUGUCAAAGAAGAUGGGGCUGCUAUGCGGGCCGGUGUUCAGACAGGAGACAGGAUCAUCAAGGUUAACGGGACCCUUGUUACACAUUCUAAUCACAUAGAGGUGGUUAAGCUAAUCAAAUCCGGCUCCUAUGUGGCCCUCACAGUAUUGGGGCGUCCUCCGGGGCUCGCCCAGAUCCCCUUGUCUGAAGCAGAGUCUGAAAUGUUGGGCGUUAGUAUUUCUUCUCCAAACUCCCCAGCAACAGAACGCCCCUACAGUCCUCUGGACCGCCUCUCCUCCACCCAGUCACCAUGGGAUGAAAAUAGCAGCGUCUGCAACCAGAAGGUUGACAUGCUGCAAAGGAUGCUCUCCAAAGAGCAGCAGGAGCUGCAGGCCAUGAAGGAGGAGUACAGCAGGAACCCCUCCCCCAAACUACUGAAAGACAUCCAGGAAGUUAAGAAGCACAUUCCUCAGCUGCAGGGGCAGAUCCUCAAGGCCAGUGGGGCAUCACAGGAGGCUGUUCCAGGUGGUGAUGCAGACGAUGAGAGGGAGCACACUCCCGCCUCUAAGGGAGACUACAGCACAGAGCUGUCCUGGAGAAACUCUCCUAUAUCUCGCAUUUUCGGGCCUGGAUCUCCAGAGAGUCUCUACCAAAGAGGGUCAUCCUGCCCCAGCCCCAAGAGCACCGCCAGGAACAGCUUCAACUCCUGCCACUCCCCGGAGGCCGAGGACACCACUGACUUGGACUCUCUGUCUCCUACCACAGUCAGCAGUCCCACUUCCGCUCGCCUUGUCUCACAAAUCAUUGGAGCUGAGGACGACUAUUUUGAUUCAGACCAGGAGCAGACGAAUGGCCAGUGUAACAGCUUUAACAACAUCGAGCAGCUCAAGUCUCGUCCCGCCCACCUCGCAGCGUUCCUUCACCACGUCUUCUCUCAGUUCGACCCUGCUCCUGUGCUGUGCUACCUCUAUGCUGACUUCUACAAGCAGACCAACUCCAAAGAAACCAGACGGGUGUUCAUGGACUUCCACAACUUCUUCAUUGCCGGUGGAGCAAAUCUGAAAGUCGCUGUUCCUGAAUCCAUCUCUACGGAUCUCGACCGGCGGCGGACAGAACUGAUCCCUGAGGAAAUAAACAGACAACACGUUCAAACGCUGCAGGACUCUCUGCUCCCUGAAAUACAGAAGAACCUUGAGGAUUUCAGGCAGAAGCGCAGUAUGGGCCUCACCGUGGCUGAAGUGGAGCUGUCCCGACUGGACCAAGAGGGAAUCAGAGACCGGGUCACUCUGGAGCGAGAGCGUUCAUACGCAGAGAACAUCAUCACCAAGAUAGAGGAUAUCCUGUUAACUACUCACACAACAGAGGAGGAGAGAUGCACUACAAUGCAGUAUGUCAUCUAUACAUACAUGAAGCUCCUUGGUGUGAGGGUCAAGGAACCUCGCAGUCUGGAGUCCAAACGGGUCAGGAUCAACUUUCUUCCCAAGAUCAAGAAAAGCAUCAAGACAGAAAAGGAGGGAGAAGAGAAGGUGAAGAAACCCAGAUUUCCCAGUAUCCUUGGACCUCAGCGUCGGCCCAGCCGUGUUGAAACAACAUCAGUGGGAAAAGCGUUGGAAGGUCGCCCCCGGCCGCAGAAACAGUUAUCUCAGCCUUCAUUUGGGGCAGCUGAUCACAUGGAAGCUGGCCGUCUGCGAGGCAGCCAAUCGAGUGAAGGUUCUGAACUCACACACUCAAUGUCUGUCAACACCUCGUCCCCAAACAGCGCCACCUACAGCUCAGACACGAGCAGAGACGCUGAUAUGGGCGGGACUCCGACCUCAGGCCCCUCCAGGCUGAGUGACGGCCUUCAGACGGACCCUCUUGAUGGGCUGGCGUACCCUGCCUCGCACUUUGACCUUUACAGCCAUGACCCGCUGCAAGAGGAUGACAGAGAAAGCGACAGGGCCCAUGAGGGAACACCAAAGGCCAUAAGAAGGCUUGAGGGACUGCUUGCAGCUGACGUUCAGAGCGAGGACGACCAGGGAACGGACUCAGAGCACGACCCUCCCAAUUGGCAGCAGCUGGUGGGGCGAGAGGUCCUAGCAGGUCUCAGGCCUCAGGAAAUCAAGAGACAGGAAGUCAUCAAUGAGCUGUUCUAUACAGAGCGUGCGCAUGUGAGGAUGCUGAGAGUUUUGGACUAUGUUUUCUACCAGAAGCUCUCCAAAGAGGCCAUCCUGCCUCCUGCAGACAUCAAGAACAUCUUCACUAACCUGGACGAGAUUCUACAGCUGCAUGCUUCAAUACUGGAGCAAAUGGCAGCUGUUCGGAAGAGAAAUGAGUCUUCGGUAAUUGAUCAGAUAGGAGACGACUUGCUCUCCUGGUUCGGCGGGGGAGAGGAGGAGAAGAUCAAGAAGGCGGUGGGGACGUUCUGCAGCAACCAGCCUUUUGCUCUGGAAAUCAUCAAAACCAAGCAGAAGAAGGACUCGCGCUUUACUUCCUUCGUCCAGGAGGCAGAGAGUAACAGACAGUGUCGCCGACUGCAGCUUAAAGACAUCAUUCCUGUGGAGAUGCAGCGGCUCACCAAGUACCCCCUGCUGCUAGAAAACAUCGCCAAGUACACAGACAACACAGUGGAGAAGGACAAAGUGAAGCAGGCGGCAGACUGCUGCAGAAAGAUCCUCAAUCACGUCAACCAGGCUGUGAAGGAAUCUGAGGACAAGCAGAGGUUGGAGGACUAUCAGAGAAGAUUGGACCUCUCCUCUCUGAAGCAGACAGACAACCCCAUGAUCCUUGAGCUAAAGAAUUUGGAUUUAACCAAGAGAACCAUGGUGCAUGAGGGACCGCUGUCAUGGAAAGUGAACAAGGACAAAACUAUCGAGUUGUACACACUCCUCCUGCAGGACAUUCUGGUCCUGCUACAGAAACAAGAUGAGCGGCUGAUCCUGAAGUGUCACAGUAAAAACCUGGCCGGCACGGCAGACACCAAACACAUCUUCAGCCCCAUCAUCAAACUCAACACUGUGCUGGUGCGCUCUGUGGCAACAGACCACAAGUCCUUCUUCGUCCUGUCCAUGUCAGAAAACGGAGCCCAGAUCUAUGAGCUGAUGGCGCCCACAGUCUCAGAUCAGAAAACGUGGCAGCGUCUAAUCACCCAGAGAGCUGAUGCCAUGAAAGUCAAACCUCACAGCGUCAUACCAUUACCUCAGACUGAUGGGGAGAGGGAUGGAGUGGAGAUCAUCACAGCGGGGGUUUCCAGGCUGAGUCGAGAUGCAGACCGCACGUCCACCGGCAGCACCCAGUCCACAGAUAAAGAGAGCAGUCCAGCCCCUAGAAGCGUGACGAGUUCUCUACCAGGCAAUAAUCCAUUUGAGAGAGUAAAGGCAGAGGAAGAAGAGGAGGAGGAAGGUUUUGUGGACCCAGAGCUUCCUUACCGAGUGGCUGAAAAUGUCAAAGAAGGAGACUCGUUUAACAUGUUUCCCUCCAGAGCAGAUGAAGCACUGAAAACAUUGGCAGCAUUAAAGCAGGUGUUGGUGACCCAGCUGAUGUCCCAGGAGGCCUUGGAGCAAACCAAACGCUCCACGGGGGCUCGUCUCCUCAGGACCACCUCGCUGCGGACCCCCGUGGACAGCCGAGCGCGGGUGAUGGUCCACAACGGCUCAGAAAAGAACAGCUCCCAGACAGAGGACCCCGCUCAGGACCUGGGCUCUGGAGACACGGGCUUCUUUGAUUCUCCUGAAGAUUAUGCAGGGUAUUUAGUCCUGGAGGGGUACGGCGGCCCAGGGGAGAGCAGCACAGACGAUGACAUCCUGGCAUCAAACACAGGGAAGCAGCUGAGAUCCUCACAGGGCUGCGCCGCCGACUCGGGCAUCAACCUGAGGUUUUCUUCAGCGUCACAGGCCGGCAGCCUCUCCUCUUUCAGCAGACAGGUCUUGUCUCACCUUAGAAACCUUCAGGCCAACCUCAAUUAUCUGAAGGACGUUGAGGCCAAAUACAAUAAUGUAAUACGCCAAAGGCCAGAGAGGUCAGCAGCAGACAUGGAUGGAAACAAAGAUAAGAGAUAGUUGAUGUCCGUACCACAGCUUUUGGCUUUGGUCCCAAAGAGGAAGUACCGCUACUUCUUGUGUCCUGGACUUUUCUGGACAUCCUAUAAGCUUGUCCUCUCACUGCUGAGUUUUUUUUUCGUCGCCAACGGAUGCCACAGAGAAUGAGAGACUGAGUGUGAGCAGAAACGCUUGAAGGGUGGAGUCAUCUUUUUGUGAUGCUGCCACCCACCCCCCCCCCCCUCCAUCAGCACAAGGCAAUCAGGAAAGUGGAAUUGCCCCCAAAAACCUCACCCUUCCACCACCUAACACCCAUUUCCCCCGGACCUCCCUGCAAGAAACAGAACUGAUACCAAAAUGUACAAAGAUGUGUGUUUAGAAUAUAUAUAUAUGAAACACAAAACAAGAAAAGGAAAAUUUUAAGAUAAUGUAUUAAGAUUUUUUUUAUCCCAAGAUGUAUUUAUUUUCUUUCUUUUCAUUUUUUUAAAGUGUUUCCCACAUUGCUUGCAUGCUUUUGGCCAUGGUGUUACCUUUUUGGCUGCUUUUCCUGCUUCAGUCAUACAGGGUUAGUGUGAGUGUUGGUUGCACGCUAGCAUACAAGCACGCUAGCCUAGUAGCCUAGCGUACCCUGAUGAAGUGGCGGGAAUAUAUUCAGACUGAUAGAGGCCAGAGUUGCACUGGUGAUGGAUAGAUCCCAUUGUGUUAAAAAAAAACCUCUUGAAUUGUGUUAUAAUCUAGAAUUUCAGAUAAAUUCUAGUUGGUGUUAACUAGAAUGAAGAGUCUGAAGGCUCUGAUCUGGUCCUGUUGAAUUUUCGUGCUGCCUCCUUCCUCCUCAUCCUCCUCACUGUGAGGGGUACUUUGCCUCUCAUCUGCUCCUCUUCUCCUCUGCGUGUGAUUCUCCCUCUUCUUUUCCCUGUAUACACUUAUGGGUGUCAUCCUUCUCCUUUGUUUUUCCACCCGGCCCAGUAGCUUUCAUGCUUAUUCAUCCCCUCCCACACUCUAUAUGUCAUGCUUCCUCAUCUCUUGGGUAUUUUGCCCCGUUCCCCUUCUUCUACAGUGAGCGCUCCUGCUCCUUCUGUAUCGGCUCCUGACAGAAAUGCUGCUUCUUUCCGCUGCUGUUGGCAUUGCUGAUCUGACUGCCUGAUAUUCUAAUAAUGUCAUGAAGUUCAACAUAUGUACAAUGAUCAAGUUAGAAGGUUAUGCAUAACUUUAAUAAAUAAAUGGUGCCAUGACACAUUCAAAAAGAAAAAUCUAACCAGUUUUUUGGGGGGACAUUUUCUUUUAAACAUAUAAAGUGAUCACAUUGUCAGGCUUCUACAGCACUGGUUGACUUAUGGUAGUUGGCAAGGGCAACCACACCCCGGUGCCCCCAACUGGUCAAAGUGCCCUUUUGGGGGUCUCUCGAGGGUUUCCUUCCUGUGGAGAAAGUGCUAAAACACUCUUUCUGCCCUUUACGCUUUCUUUCCGCCCUAGCCAAAGUGAUGGUCAGUAAAACAUUUUACUUGUACAGCUAUUAUUGAAUGACAGUUUCAGUAAUGGAGAAAUGAUUAAUGACCAUUUUUCUUUACUUAAAAUACGAAGAUAAAGAUCAAGGACACUUGAGCAUUGGUCAUGAUGGAUCAGCAAGUGUCUUAUAAAGUCUACUUUUCCUGGCUGAGUUAUAGUUCCUGUUGAUCAGAGGCAUUGAUGUAUGCCAGUAUAAUAAAACUUAACUAUGUCCA